This is a messenger RNA of Pseudomyrmex gracilis, 775 nucleotides long. RefSeq lists its product as uncharacterized. The record is from RefSeq and is a predicted model, not a curated record. Bases 209 to 775 code for a protein of 188 amino acids. The transcript has 4 exons. NCBI's taxonomy places the organism in Eukaryota, Metazoa, Arthropoda, Insecta, Hymenoptera, Formicidae.
UUGGACGCACAUUGCUUUUUUCUUAAAAACUGUUGAUCUGAAGAACACUGAUUUAUCUGAUGUCACUGUAGCACAAAUAUUAGACGAUGCGUUUUAUUUUUUGGUGCAAAAUACAGAAUAUAAUGACAAUUCUACUUCAGAUAAAAAUGAUCUAAACAUAUAUCUUGAAAUUGCAAACAGUACAUUUCUUGUACACAAUUCUUAUAUAAUGUGGUAUCCUGUAUUUUUUGCUCUUGAACAUAUGUCGAAGAUUUUUCCGUUUCCAGAAAGGAAACUUUCCAGAAAUAUCAAGGAUAAACUUCUGGCAAUAUUGAAUAGGUUUCUUGAUGAUAAAUCAUAUACACGUUGGUGUGAGAAUAGUGCCAGUAAUCAAUUCUAUCAUGAAGUUUUAAAAUGGACAUGCAUUCUCGGUGGUUCAAUGUGUAAAGAACAUGUUAAUCAAAUGUUAGAGUGGCAUUUUAAUAAACCUGCGCAAAACAGAUUUUUGUCAAGUUGGCAAAAAUGGAUAUAUUGCCAAGGAUUAAUGUUAGAAACUGUCACUUAUGAUAAAUCUGCUUUGUGGCAAAAAAUUUUCAACAUAUACCAGACACAAGGAAAAGAAGAAGAUUUCUUUGAAUUUUUACCUUGCUAUAAAAAUCACGAGUAUUUGUACACUUUCCUGUCUUUUCUUGAUCGUAAUUCGUUACCAAGACCUGGAAGUAGUUUACGUGCCAAAAACAGUGAUACUGAUAAUAUUGGCUAUUUAGUAUACAAUUCGGUCUACAGUUUGGAAUAG